AUGGACCAAGUCCUGCCCUCAGGAUUCCCCGAAGUCCUUCGUCUCUCACUCAAAUCCUCCACCAGUCUCCUAAGUGCCCUCGAAGAACCUCCUCAUCCACCGGACUCCGAUCAUAUUCGAAAGAUCAUCGCCGCAGUUCUCUGGCAUCGGAAGUUUGUCUUGACUUACUAUAUUGUGAUUGCCACUGUAGUUGCCUCUUCAUGCAGCCAUGGCACUUAUAGAAGGACUACACGGUGGCAAAAGAGGAGGCGAAUCAACAUCGCAAAGAUCGAUUCUACGACACCCGAGACUACCCCUUCUUCAUCGAGUAGUACAUUACGUGGGACAACAACACCUCCGCAGAAAGAUGACGGCCUCGGACAGGGAGAAACCACAUUUCUGCUUGUUCAGAACGAACUCCCCUCUCUCCAGCGACCCAGUUUGCUCAACCGACUGAGAGCUUUUCUGAUGUACCAGCCUCGGCCGAUCCCGGCAUGGACCUCUUCUUCGAACGUUUUGCCGAACAAUGGUACCAGUCUGUUGACACUCUUCUUUCUUGCCGUCAACCUGUUUUAUCUUCUCUACCGCGUCCCCUUGUCAAUGACAUGGAUAUUCAUCCUUGCCGACCGAGCGGGUCUCCUCUUCGUCGUCAAUCUGCCGGUCCUCUAUCUCCUCGCCGCCAAAACGAGCCAGCCCAUCAAGCUGCUAACAGGAUGGUCUUACGAAGGCCUCAAUCUGUUCCAUCGACGAUUAGGCGAGUGGAUGACAGUCUUCGCGGUCAUUCACAUGCUGGGCAUGCUAGCUGUCUGGUACACAAUCUUCCGACCUCUUGAUUUCAGCCUCAUCCGAUACAUCACCUCCCAGGUCGUGUUUCUGGGCAUCGUCGCCGUUCUUUCCUACUAUAUCAUAUACAUAACAAGCAUCGGCUGGUUCCGACAGCGCCAUUACGAGACGUUUCUCGGUUUACACAUAUCCUUUCAAGCGGCAGCUCUGGCGUUUCUAUUUUUCCACUAUCCUACCGCCAAACCUUAUGUCAUGGCCACAUUUGCCAUUUGGGCAAUUGAUAGACUUUUAUGGCGGAUUACACUGUCGAGUCGAAGAUUCAUCGCAACCUUGGAAGUGGCUCCGGAUGGGCACACGGUAUUGAUACACUGCACCGUAGACUUACAGCGAAAGAGGUUCGGCAUUCGAUCACACCUUCGUCACGGAUGGCUCCCUGGACAGCAUGUGUUCCUCACCAUUCCUUCCAUGGGCUUCAAAUAUCGCUUUCAAGCACAUCCCUUCACUAUCGCAUCGCCAGCUCCCCCCAAGAGCACAACAUUGAGAUCUUGGCCGCUUCAACUGGUCAUCCGAUCCAUUAAUGGCUUCUCAUUAGACCUGCUUAAGUAUGCCCGCCACCACCAACACUGCGACGUCAUCCUCGAUGGGCCUCACGGUGGCAUUGAAGCACUUGAGGCUGCUCACCAUGCCGAUCGCGUCUGCUUUGUGGCAGGCGGAAGUGGCAUCGCGGUGACCUAUCCACUUUCUUGGGAUAUCCGGGUCAAGCAGCACAUGCAGGCAGACGCCAUCGUGAGCGCGAGAGCCGUAUAUCAAGACAGAUUAAAGUCCGUCCCUUCAAUUGUGGACUGCAGCUCCUUGGUCAAUGCGGCAAAAUACUCCCACUUCUGGAUACGCCAGGACCUGCGACAUGGAAAGUGGGUCUCGAUGCAUCCGCGGGCCAUAGCUGUUGAGCACGACACUCGUGACGACUUGUUCCUGGUCGACGGCGCAGGAGCCCAUGGUCAGGAAGAAGUCGCGUGCCUCGUUACGCAGACCUUCGACACGAGAAGCCCUGGUCCAAGCGGAGGACGUCCGGACAUGAAGAGUGAGAUCUGGAACUGGGUGACAUCCGUUCCGACUGCGCGGUCUACAUCGUCCACGGCGCUCGGCGGCCGAUCUGUUGAUUCGGACACUGGUUCAAUUUCGACAGGCCAGGGCAUGACAUUGCCCGCCUCACUGCUGAAAGAUUCCACGAACCAAACGGGUCAAAAAGACAAGAUCUGCAUCAUUGUCUCUGGUCCCGACGGCCUUGUCCGAGAUGUCAGGAAUGUGGCGGCAGAGCUCGUCCAGCAAGGUUGGGACUUGGAAGUCUGGGUAGAAAAGUUCGGGUGGUGA
Rhinocladiella mackenziei CBS 650.93 is the source of this 2133-nucleotide messenger RNA. RefSeq lists its product as uncharacterized. The transcript has a single exon. Lineage: Eukaryota; Fungi; Ascomycota; Eurotiomycetes; Chaetothyriales; Herpotrichiellaceae. The record is from RefSeq and is a predicted model, not a curated record. Gene Ontology annotation, molecular function: ferric-chelate reductase activity. Gene Ontology annotation, cellular component: plasma membrane. Bases 1 to 2133 code for a protein of 710 amino acids. Gene Ontology annotation, biological process: intracellular iron ion homeostasis; copper ion import; iron ion transport.